AUGGCGGCCCCAAAAAUGACCAAGAACCAGAUGCGGAGGGCCAAGAAGAAGGAGCAGAAGAAGUCAAAGGCACAGGAGUCGGACCAGCCGCAGAAUGAAGCCCGCCCCGCCUCGGACGAACAUGCAGUCAAGUCUGACAAGCCCGACGACGCCGAUGGCCAAGCGGGUGCGGAUGCGGCCGAGGUCGCAAUCACCGUAGAGAAGCCGGACCUCGAGGACGCCUUGGGUGACGACGAAGCCCUGGCUGCCUACAGAGACAUCUUUUCCAAGUUCGGUGCUUCCGUCGAUGGUGACAGCAUUGCCAAGGAAGCCAAUGCCGGCAACCAAGGCGAUGUCUUUUUCGACGACGACGACGAUAUCCCCGACGAAGACGAGGAAAACACGGGCAGGACAAGACUCUCCAAAAAGAAGCGCAAGCAGCUCCGAACACUCUCCGUCGCCGAACUCAAGAGCAUGGUCAGCCACCCCGAGGUAGUUGAGUGGCACGAUGUGUCGUCUCUCGACCCCCGGCUGCUCGUGCAGAUCAAAGCCCAGCGAAACAUCGUGCCCGUGCCGACACAUUGGUCGUUGAAGCGAGAAUACCUCUCCUCCAAGCGCGGUAUCGAGAAGUCGGCUUUCAGACUGCCCGCUUUCAUCGCCGAAACCGGCAUCUCGGAGAUGCGAGACGCCGUACUCGAGAAGGAGGCAGAGCAGAGCCUCAAGCAAAAGCAGCGCGCCCGCGUUCAGCCCAAGAUGGGAAGGCUGGACAUUGAUUACCAGAAGCUUUACGAUGCGUUCUUCCGCUUCCAGACCAAGCCGGAGCUGACGCGCUACGGAGAGGUUUAUUACGAGGGCAAGGAAGCCGAAGUAGACUAUCAGCACUUUCGGCCCGGUGACCUCGGCGAGGCGACCAAAGAGGCCCUGGGGAUGCCGCCCGGCGCUCCUCCGCCUUGGCUCAUCAACCAGCAGCGCGUCGGACCCCCUCCCUCAUACCCCACCUUGAAGAUUCCUGGCCUGAACAUGCCGCCCCCUCCCGGAGGAACCUGGGGCUACCACCCGGGUGGAUGGGGCAAGCCCCCUGUCGACGAGCUGAAUCGCCCGCUUUUCGGUGGUGACGUUCUUGGCCUGAAUACCCAACAGCCUGCGCCUGUCCAGCAGGGACAACCCGACCAGCCCAUCCUCGAGCCCGUCGAGCGGACGCUGUGGGGCGAGCUGCAGCCACGCGAGGAAGAGUCUGAAGAGGAAGAAGAGUCAGACGAGGAGGAGGAGGAGGGCGAGGAUGAGCAGGAGGAGGAUGUGGGUGGAGAGGAAGACAUUGGCGGCCUGGAGACACCUGGCGGAUACGCUAGCACCGUUCUGCCUAACCAAGGCACCGAGACAUCCAUGGCCGGAGACUUUGAUCUGCGGAAGGAGCGCGCCGGGUAUGGAACCGAGACGCCAUCCGGGCGCGCCGCAUACACGGUCCUGAAGGAACAAAAGACCCAAGGCGCCGGGGGCCUCUUCGGCGUCGGCCACCAGUACGACCUGAGCUCCGCCCAGCACGCCAAUAUGCCCGUCCUCGGCGCCGAGGACGACUCGCGAAAGCGCAAGAAACCCGGCGAUGUGGACGUGGCCCUCGACGUCGACUCGCUCGGCCAGCACGACGGGCUCGACAAGAACGCCCUCCGGCAAAAGUUCGAGGAGGGCAGCAGGCAGCAGGGCGUGGGCGCCAACUGGCAGCACGACGAGGACCUGGCGGACAUGAUUGCCGAGGAGAGCCGCAAGCGGCAGAAGACGGAGAGGGAGCGCAGCGACCGCCGCAGGGAGGCGCGCGGUCGCCACUGA
This is a messenger RNA of Purpureocillium lilacinum, 1803 nucleotides long. RefSeq lists its product as uncharacterized. Gene Ontology annotation, cellular component: nucleus. The record is from RefSeq and is a predicted model, not a curated record. Lineage: Eukaryota; Fungi; Ascomycota; Sordariomycetes; Hypocreales; Ophiocordycipitaceae.